Molecule: messenger RNA, 1848 nt
Organism: Grus americana (Whooping crane)
Lineage: Eukaryota; Metazoa; Chordata; Aves; Gruiformes; Gruidae
Product: histone H4 transcription factor-like
Biological process (GO): anatomical structure development; regulation of transcription by RNA polymerase II
Molecular function (GO): DNA-binding transcription factor activity, RNA polymerase II-specific; RNA polymerase II cis-regulatory region sequence-specific DNA binding
Source: RefSeq, a predicted model, not a curated record
CACCGAGCAAUGUGUGCGGCCCUGCCCGGCCCCGCUCUGGGCACCAUCUGGGAAACAACAGGGGAAGAGUCUGAAAACAGGGAAGGAAACCUCUGGGGCUGCCCCCGCGCUGACUCUGGCCUCAGGCAAUGGCCCCUGGAAGCAAAUUUAAGAACACUGAAUUGCUGUUACCAUGUGAAUGGAAAGAAUGCUGCUUUGUUGGGAAAUGCAUGGAGGAAUUUUGUAAUCAUAUUGCGGAACACUUGGAAGAGUAUCUACAGCACCCCCUGGAAACAGCAGAGCAGUACUGGUGUUGCUGGAGAAGUUGUGAAUUUGGGGCGAAAGAUGCCAGAGAGCUGAUAACACAUGUCAAUUUUCACAGUUACCACACCAAACUGAAAUUCAUAGGCUCUCAGUUACGAGCAUUGCACCACGAUUUGCCAGCGUGUCUGCAGAACAGCCGUAGCUGGCAUCAGUUACCAAAGACCUCAGAGGAGUUUGUUUGCCACUGGGAGAAUUGUGAUGUUACCUUCAAUAACCCAGUGUGGUUUUAUCAACAUGUUGCUAUUCAUGCCUAUGCUACUGAGGAGGAAACUGUUACAGAUCAGAAGAAAGCUGUUUAUUGUCACUGGAAAGAUUGUUUAGGCGUAUUUAAAGGAAAGCAUAAGUUGUGGGAUCAUUUGAGAACCCACACGCAAGAAAGAGUUGUAGCAUGUCCUACUUGCGGAGGAAUGUUCUCCAAUAACACUAAGUUUUUUGAUCAUGCAAAGAGACAAGUUUCAGAAGAUAUUAAUCAUGUUACAUGUGCCCUUUGUGAUAUGGUAUGCACAAGUGUCUCCUCACUGAAAGCACACAUCAGAUUCCGACACUGUGAUGAACGUCCUUUCCAUUGUCACCUCUGUGACAGCGGUUUUAAGAACGCGUAUGAUCUGCAUAAACAUGUUGAAACACACAAUGAUUCAGAUGCCUACAGCUGUGAUGUUGAAGGAUGUGGUUUUACUUCACGGACUUUACGAACUUUGAGACAGCAUUACAAGAGAGUGCAUGUGAGUAACGGCACUCUGAAAUAUAAGUGCCACAUCUGUCAGAAAUGUUUCUCCUGGAGUUACACAUUGACCCUACAUCUUCAAAAAGCUCAUAAACUCAGCAGUCAUUCUCGCUUCAGAUAUAAAGAAGAUGAUGAGGGUCACAUGAGUUUGAAUUUAGCAGUAUAUCAUGCUGUCAUGGGUUUAGGUCAGGCUUUUAAUAACAAGAUGGUAACAAGUAAGUCUUCACCAAGUCAAAAUAGUUUUGGAAGAGAAGGAGGGGACUCUUCCAAAAGAGACACUUCAGCAGCAGAAGUACUUUUCACACAGCUUCAGCCAUGGCCACAAGCUCCUGGAGAAAAUGUUCUGGUAGAAAUAGAGAAUUCUACACCAGAGCCUGUGUAUUCUGAACUUCAAACAGCUGCACAGCCAUUUGAAACUGUUGUACUUCCACUAAAGUUGAUGAAGCGACACCAAUGAACGCAAAGGAAAAACUAGUAGAAAUGGAACUGGGCUUGGGAGUUCAGAUAGCUUUCUAGAAAAAAGCAUUUUUCUGGAUUUUUACUGUGGAAAGUAUACUCUUCAGAAAAGGGUUUUUUUUUUAAACAAAAUAUGUUUUAAAGUCUUCACUUUUAUCCUUGUCAAUCUCAUAUAUAAUACUGUGUUUUCUCAGCUUUCAUGUUAAAUUAUUCUAAUGUGCUUAGAGAACAUAUGCAAGAUACACACAAUGUUAUGCACAUAUAAUACUUUCAUUUAUAGCCUUUUGGAGAAGUUUUUUUAAAGUUCUGUAUAUUCAUAUAGCAUAUGUGUGUGCGCGCGCGCAUGUGUAUUUAUUUAUUUAUUU